Ixodes scapularis (black-legged tick) is the source of this 6022-nucleotide messenger RNA. Its product is annotated as cyclic AMP response element-binding protein A. Gene Ontology annotation, molecular function: DNA-binding transcription factor activity, RNA polymerase II-specific; cAMP response element binding. Gene Ontology annotation, biological process: regulation of transcription by RNA polymerase II. The transcript is spliced from 8 exons. The record is from RefSeq and is a predicted model, not a curated record. Lineage: Eukaryota; Metazoa; Arthropoda; Arachnida; Ixodida; Ixodidae. The coding region runs from base 1 to 1137 and encodes 378 amino acids.
AUGGAGUCCGAGUGCUUCCCUGCCGUGCCGGUGUCCACGGCGACGGGCCAGUCAGCCGGCAGCGUGGUCAUCAAGCAGGAGCCCAUGUCUCCGCCGCCGGCAGUCUCGAGCCCUCCUCCGCCGCCAGCUCCGACGUCGUCUUCGUCGUCGCAGUCCCGACGGCACGCCUCUUCGUCGUCUCGACUCCUCAGCUCGGCGCUGUCGUCGGCGCCCUUGGCGGGACCCGGGGCGCUGACGUCGUGCGUGUCCACUUCGGGCCAGCCCCUUCAGCAGCAGCUUCAGCAGCAGAGCCUCCUCAAGCAGCCCACCAUCGUGCUGGCGGCCGCCAGGUCGGAGCGACACCUGGUCUUCCCCAAGGUCAACAUAAAGCUGGAACCCCCGUCGGGGUUCGUGCUCCCGCCGACGCCUCCGUCGAGCCACAGCAGCGACUCGGACGGCAGCCUGUCGCCCGUGCACAGCACGGACAACCGGACGCCCACGAGCUUCACAGCCGCCGCCACAACGGGGCCCGGCUCGGACGUGCCCGUGCCGCCGCACCAGGGCACGUCGCAUCACGCGUCGUCGUCGUCGUCGUCGUCCAUGAGUCGCCGCAGCCAGUCACACUCGCGGGUCGCCGCGACGUCAUCGUCAUCAUCAUCAUCAUCAUCAUCGUCGUCGUCGUCGUCGUCACGGGCAUCGGGAAGCGGCGGGAGUCAGCUCAUCAGCAGCCAGUCGGUGAGCGACAGGAAAGGUGCCACAGGAGUGUUGGUCCUGACGGAUGAAGAGAAGCGCACCCUGCUGGCGGAGGGUUACCCUAUCCCUCAGCGGUUACCGCUCACAAAGGCCGAGGAACGCUCCCUCAAAAAGAUACGGCGGAAAAUAAAAAAUAAGAUAUCCGCCCAGGAGAGUCGCCGGAAGAAGAAGGAGUACAUGGACUCCUUAGAAAAGAAAGUCGAAACGUUACUCAGUGAAAACCUGGAGUACAAGAAAAAGGUGGACGUUCUGGAGAGCAGCAACAGGUCCCUGCUGUCGCAGUUACAGCGGCUCCAGCUCUUGCUGGGGGGAGAGUGCUCCGGCAAGUCUACGGCGUCCAGGUGUGCAGCCGCAGCCACGAGAAUGGACCUGGAGACAGAAGACGAACCCGUCGACGUUAUAUAACGCUUUCAUCUUAGCAGCAAUGUACUCCUUCCUUCAUCACGAAAUCGCCGAGGAAAAGAAAAAAAAAGAACAGAAAUUCCGCUCGUCGUUUUUUCUUGUUGCAUCGAAUGUUCUCGGACGCUAUUUAAAAAAAAAAAAAGUCACCACGCCCUUCCGUCUGAAACAAGCACGCAGGCCAGAAAGAGCCUUUCUCAAGCUGCGACGACCAAGUGCCUUUUCGAAGAAGUCCAGCGACCAAGUUUACGUUGGACCAAGUUCACGCUCGACGACGUUUCCAGGCGACAAAGUGCGUUUCAAUCGAGUAUUUUUUUUUUUUUUUUUUGCAACUGUCUUCUGUUUAGCGAGAUUUAUGUUGAGCAACCUUGCCUUCAACCGAAUCUCAUUCGACGGAACAUGUGAAACAAGUGUCUUGUUGGUCGCUGCGGAGAAUAAUUGCAGAUGGAGAGAAGAAAACUGCUUGAGCGUAGGAGAGCGAGUGUGCCAAAACGCAGUGGUCGAAAAAAAAGUAACCGCAACUUGUUUUGCAAAUAUUUUUUUUUUGUCGAGUGUUGAGUGCGCGUGUGUCCUUCCUUUAUUUCUCCUCGUUCAUUACUUCUUUUUUUCUUUCUUUUUUAUUCAAUCAUUGUUGAAAAAACACUUGUGUGUCAUCUUCUCUUCGAAAGGGUAUUCCAUUAUGUGAGAAAACGUUUUUUUUUUUUUUUUUUCCCCACUGUUUUCUUGUGCCUUGCGUAAUCACGCGCUUCUACAUUUCGUUUUGUAAAUAUAUCGCGGGUGCACUCAAUGUUGCCAGACUAUUGUCAGGUUUCCGUCGAACCACCAAAGUUUUCAUCGUUACCCGACAAAGUGCCUCCUUUUUUUCUUUCUUUUUUUUAUAUACGCGGUGAAUAUUUUUUGUGUCUUCACACGAUUGUCAUUUCUGGCGGUCGUUUUGAUUUCAUUGUUCCCUUUCGACUCCUUAAAAUGGAGCUAGUUAUUUUUUUUUUUUUUUCGCUUGUUUUGGGUUUUGGGUUUGGUUUCUAGUGUGUGGAAUAUUGUGUUUUCACUUUGCAAGCUAAUGAUUUUUCUUUUUUUCUGUGAAUGUUACUAUUUGCUCAUUUAUUUUACUUUUGACGAUGUGUGCGCGCGAGAAGACGACGAUGACACAGAUUGAGAAGAAGAAACCGAAAAAUAACUAGUCCCGCGAACAAUCUGUAAGUGAGCUGCUUUUCAUCAUGAUGUCUGGUCUUGAGUCUUGAGCGCCACGGUUCAUUCCAUGGUCUGACGCCCGGCCUUCUUUUAUCAUCCUUGGCCACACGAUUGUCACCAUAUGUUCGUUAUCGUGACUCCGGUUGUGCGAAAUAAUGAAUUAAUAGAUUAGUAGAUUAGGGGGUGCUCCAACAAGUGGUCCCUUCUGAUACGGCUUGUGCAAUCUCUUCCCCACUUAAAACUGUUCCUUUCGAUUACCUUAAUAUAUUUCGUUUUGCCUUCUCGCUGUGCUCGCAACUUCCGCCACAGAGGUGCCAUGAUGCAGAUGACGAUGGACCUUUUUCGAGAAGGGUUCUGCGCUUGCGGAUUUGCGUUGCGGCAAAAGCUGGAACUUCGAAUGCGUCCAAAAGGGGAGUUGCACCACCUCUUCUCUGAGCCGCGGAGGAGGCCGGAAGGGUAGCGCUCUCCCAUUUCCCGACGCCAGCUGUAGUUCGAACUUCCGCCGCUAAGUGUCGUCUUUAUGCACAAAAAAAGGUCCAUUACCGUCGCAGUGCUCUCCAUGCAAAGUCUAUGUGCUCACAAACUUGGCAAGUGCAAUUUUUUUUUUACAUAUUUUCUGGAUACAUUGCGGGGAGUUAGUUAUCUCGUAUUGUACGAAAUGUAAGCAGGCGUACUUGUGUCAUGAUAGUUCUUUUGUUUUUCUUUCGUCGCGUUAAUACAACGGUGUCGGCGCUCCUCAGCUUUUGUCUCACGGGAAUUUCAAAGAAGCGCCUUCCAAGCGUAUCAUCACUCACCAGUUGGCCGCACUUGUAAACUCAAAAACUUUUUUUUUUUUUUUGGGGGGGGGGGGGGGGGUGCGUAAUUGAUCGUUUUUAUGGGAAUAUUUGGUAAAGAAAAAGACCGGAAUGCAGCGAAUAUGUUAUUCAUUCCGUAGGAAUGGUUUGAAAAACUGUGCAAAAACCGUUUUUUUUUAUGUUUUUUAAAAGGCGCGAUGUUUCGGUCAAGAACCCCGUUUUGCGUCCCACACUCAACCUUCCCGGCCUUCUUUGUCCAAUGCCUCUUGACGAACUUCCUUCCAGACUAGUCUGUCGCGAAUGCUUUAGAUAGUGAGACGCGUUCGUCGGCAUUUCUGUUCUCAAAAUCUCUGUCCGUCCUUCAAAAAAAAAACGACAACGUUUCGUGCCAGGUUUCUUUCUUUUUGAGAGCGCUGAUGGGAGUCUCAACACGCAGACGGAUUUUUGAAGUGUUGUCACGACGAAUCACUGACGCGGUGCAAUGUUUUUACUCUUCGUGGGGGGAACUGGGCAGUGGUCUCUAUGGUUAGCCCUUUGACACCCCUCUCUCAUCUUCGCUCGAUGCCGAAGCAAACGAACCAAAAGUGCCUUCUCUGUCCCGAGACCACGUGAAGGAAGCGAUGGUUCGGCGAAAAGGCCACGCCGCGCAGACAUCAUCAUGAGCGACAAUGAUAUGAUGGUCAUGUUGACGAUGAUGAUGGCUGCCCAGCGUCGCCGACGCUGUCUUGCGAAGUAUCGUUCCACGUGAGAGGGCCUUCAAAGGGAGUGCCUUCAAGCCGAGACCCUUCCGGAGGCCUGUUCUGGCCAUCCCAAACUUCCGAUGGACGUUGUCCGCUUACACGUAUCGGAUCGUUGUAUCCCGAGUCGCUGUGCGUACAUAAAAGCUAGCCUUGGAGGACCUGCGUGCCGAUCUUGACGACGUCUGCUAACGGUACCGAUGGACCGGCGGCUGGACCGUGUCCUGCAGUUGUUCGCCCCCCUACUGUCGCUAUCCCGGAGGUUCCUAUGUCCCUCCUGGUGGAGAGUUGGUCUCGGGGAAUCGUUCGAUGCAUGCCGCAGCUGACGUCAUAGCCAAGGUAGCACCAGGGCGAUCACGUGCUGUCUCCACCGACGGGCUCCGCUUUCCGGCACUCAGCAUUGGCUAUUCUGCCGACUCUGGCACCUAGUCUAGCGUACUCGUCUUGACCUUUAGUCUCGACGACGGUGCCGCAAAGCUUUGCUUUGGGGAAGGAACUUAAAAAAAAAAACAGAAACGGUGUUCGUCACGCUUCUUAACCUCUCUUGAGAAUCGAUGCUGAGGUGAAUUUUGUCUAAUUGCUUUGGUAACUAAAAAUUGAGAGCGUGUCGAAAAAGAAAAGAAAAAUAUGUAGUCUCGAGUGUGAAAAUCUCAACUCUGAUGCCAUCGAGUGUAUAGGAAAAAACAGAAAGAAAGAAUUGAAUUUUUUUUUUCGCGAAAGUACUUGGAAAUUUUACGGGAUGCCAUUCUUGUAAAUACUUAUUGAGAGCAAACGAUCGUCCCUUCUAUUCAUGACUCUAUAUACAUUCAAAAUAUAUCUAAAUAUAUAUUUAUACAAAUACAUAAAUAUAUAUAUAUAUACAUAUAUAUGUCCGCGCUACGUAUAUAGACGUUGUGGCGCGUUGAGAAAUAGUAUAACGCAUUCUAUUUUUUGACAGCCCCUUUGUUUCCCAGCCCCUCUGUUGACCCCGCGACGGACGUUCUCGCUUGGCUUGGCUCGGUCUUCCUUUGGCUUUGUAAAGAAAUUCUGUGGAUUGACUCGUUUCUGUCUAAGACAUUCCGCGACAAUGUAUCACGCCACGUGACCCACGUAAACUAAAUCCGUUCUUUUUUGUUUUGUUUUGUUUUCAGGUGGUUAAAUAACUUUGCACAUAUCGGUCAUCUCUGUUUGAUGUUCAUUGCAUUCUCAUUGCAUCAGUUGUUAGUUUUGGUGACACGCACAAGGAGAUCACAUUGUGUAUAUACAAGUUUACAAUUGAGGGAACAGAAAAGCAGAGCUAGUAGGAAAGUUAUUUAUAUUUUUUUUUCUAUCACUCGGAAAGACGAAAACAUAUCACACAUAUACAUUUUUCGGCGUAUUAUGCUCUCACUUUUUUUUUCCCUUGCGACUUUCAGCAAUUUUUUUCUCUCUUUUUUGCACAGGACAAUGUUGAGAAGCUAAGAUGAAGUUGCGAAAGAAACGUUGAAGCCAGUCAGCAGGAUGCAGUGCGCGUAAAAUGUUCCUUUUUUUUUUUAACGUUUGUAUGCGUUUUUCUUUUUUUUAUUUCUUUGAUAAGUGUUAUUGAGUCUUGGGACCAGACUUCCAGUUAAGAUGUUAAAUUAGCAUGUUACAAGAGACUACCCAGUAUUCGUUCCUAUCAGCUGAUUUGCGCGAAGCAAAAGUCACCAACUACUGAAGCACUUGUUUUCUUAGGGUGUUUUGCACUUGCUGUUUUUUUUUUUUGUUUCCCCUUUUUUUUUCAGACAUACAUAAACAUAUGCUCACGUGCUUCUCUUCCGUUACCUGACCUGUCUCCAGUCAUAUUCGGGAAGCAUCUUUUCGGAACGUGUUGGGUUCCACAAGACGACCGCGGCGUCCUCUGUUGACAUUUCUCUCGACUAGAAUGCAGUGUCGGAACUCAUGGUGACAAUUAAAUGACCAAGUCAUCGGCAGAUGGCGCCCCACCUCUCGACGCCCACACUAAAGUUUGCCGAAAGGAAACUCCCCCGACAUUCUUGCAGUUCGGGUCUUCAAUGUGUCUCGUUUUCUAGAAAAAGAAAAUUAAAAUCUGAAACAAAGCGAAAUAUCCGUUGCUGCUGCCUAUGCAUCUAUUGCGGUCUGUGAUAAUAACACCAGCUAACGAUCUUCUCGUCGUACCUGCUGAAUAAAUUGUACUUGCAAAAGAUUCAA